UACAACAUCUAGUUCAUGAUAAGAGGCAUCGGAUAGUAGACACAAAAUGCGUUUUACUAAAGCUUGAACUACUGUUUGGUAUGUACUUACUAUGACUGCCCAUGUCGAUCUUGACAAUAUUCGUCCUAAAAGGGCAACAGUGUAUAAAAGGGUUCCUCCAGAUGGUGGCUAUGGCUAUGUGAUUGUAGCAGCUUUAACACUAUUUAUUCUUUCUACAUUAGUUCCUCAUGCAUGUUUUGGAUUGCUUUAUGGAUCAUAUUUAGCAGAUCGAGGGGAUGAAACAAGUUCUGUUACUACAGUGGCGUCCCUUUACAGUUGCAUUUAUCAUUUCUCUGGAAUAAUUUCAAAUCCACUGCUGCAGAUAUGGCCGAAAAGAACGAUUGGGUUAAUAGGGGCCGCAAUGAUUUUCUCCGGAAACAUAGGCACUAUAUUUAUAACAACUGCGAACCAUUUAGUAAUCACUUACGGAAUAAUACAAGGAUUGGGAAUUGGAUUCCUCUUACCUGCUGCAAUGACAUCUUUCAAUGAUUAUUUUGCACAAAGAAAGAACUUUCUGAUGGGCGUAUCUCAGACUAUUACAGCUGGACUGACAAUUUUAUACCCUACAUUCAUGCGAUUCUUGUUGAGUCAAUAUGGCUUCAGAGGAGCUGUGGCUAUUUUAGCAGCAAUAAAUAGUCACGUAAUUUUUACAGCCGUCUCUCUCCAUCCUGUGAAAUGGCAUUUAAAGAAAGUUAUCGAGGAGGAAACAGAAACUAAAACCGUUCAAGAUAAAGACGCGAAGAACGAGACCGUGCCCAGUAGUCUCAAUGGCGAAGAUGGUCAACUUCUAAGAAAGAGAUUCUCACUGAGUCCUCCAGACAAUGCAGAAAGAAUGCGUAUGGCAAGACCAUCUGUGAUUAGCAUUGGAAGCUUUACAGUGCCUGUAGGUGCUCGCGAUAGUAAAAAGAAAGGAUUUUGGAAAUCGUUAGACUUUAGUGUACUGAAGGAUCCAACGUAUUAUAACUUGAUUAUCGGUGUUUCUUUGGGACUCAUGGCUGAAUACAAUUUUAUUGCUAUACUUCCUAGUUAUUUAUCAAAACGUGAAUACACAAAAGAAGACAUCGCUAUGGUUUUAACUGCUUAUUUUGCAUCAGAUUUAGUAGGACGGCUUUUAUAUACCACCUGCAUGGCGUUGGUGAGAAUGCCCAAUCGAAUUCUGUUUUUGGGAGCUUCUAUUAUGUGUGUUCUGGUGAGAGUUGCAUUUUCAUUUAGUUCGAACUAUUGGUGGGUAGUCGGAAUAAUUGGAAGCCUUGGUGCUCUGAGGGGGUUCAUCCAUACUCCCAUAGUACUUUGUAUUGCUGAUGAGUAUUCGGAUAAAUUUACCAGCGCUUUCACGCUUUACAUGGUAAUCUGUGGAAUAGUCGCAUUUAUAGUUGGUCAAGUUCUAAAUGUUGCGAAAUAUGUUACACAAAGCGACGAAGUAGUCAUUCACAUUCUAACAGCAUUAUAUGUGGUUAUUGUUGUUUGUUGGUCUAUUGAACUGAUUUAUAAACGGGUAAAGGGUAUCAAACCUCGGUCUAAAACAACAAAUCUAGGUUCAAGCCAUUAACUUUACAAAUACUCAAAUUUCCGAAUCAUUCGAAUUUUGUCGAAUAAUUUGACUGUUUUUUUUUUAAGUAAAGUGCAUAUCAUUUCCAAUGGAAUUAAAUGAACAAUUGUCCUUCCUCUAGUUAAUGAUUACAUAUUAUGAACACUGAAUGGAAUUAAUUUCAUAUUCGUUUAUAUGAAAAUUUUCUAUUGGUUUUUCUCUUAAUUAUAUCUAUACUAAACUAAAAAAGUGGAAUUAAUAAAUGUUAAAAUUAC
Molecule: messenger RNA, 1842 nt
Organism: Agrilus planipennis (emerald ash borer)
Lineage: Eukaryota; Metazoa; Arthropoda; Insecta; Coleoptera; Buprestidae
Product: monocarboxylate transporter 7-like
Exons: 8
Coding region: 92-1588 (498 amino acids)
Biological process (GO): monocarboxylic acid transport; transmembrane transport
Molecular function (GO): monocarboxylic acid transmembrane transporter activity
Source: RefSeq, a predicted model, not a curated record